AACGCUUAAGUUAGAUGCUGUACCCACCAUAAACCCUGAAAGACCGGCCGAAACUCCAAAAGCAUCAGGCACAAAGAGAGCCAGAUCUGCUGCAUGUUCGUCGGUAACGACUGCCAGCAAUGUUGACAGUUUCUUCACUUCGUCAGGCAAAAAAACUAAAACAAGUGAAAUAUGCCCACAUCCUAGAAGGGCUGUUUCCAAAUUAGAGGUGGCAAGGGUAUGUGUUAUUUCAUUUAUAUCAAAUUAAUAUGUUUUGUUUUGUUUUAGACUGAAAACAAAUGUAGAUCUAUGAGAGUUUGGUGUGCUGUAUUUGUGGGGCCUAUGAUAAAAGUGUGAUUUUAAGUUAUUCAACCCAUUUCUGGGGAAACAUACAUAAAUAGUAAGAAUUUGAGUUGUUAAGAUGUGUGCCUAAAUAAAAUAGAAUUAGCUUGUGUGCAUAUGUCUGUCUCAUUAAAAGCUAAACGUUUUGAGACCAACAUGAUUGCUGCAGGAUCCAUCCCUGAAAUUGUUAGGUGUUUUUAACUGUUUGUUUUUGGUUCCAGUUGCUGACAGAACAGGAUCAUGUCUCGAGCGACUCAGAUGUUUAUAUGGAAUCUAAUUUGCCAGAAGAUCCUGCUGCAGCUUCGGUGACUGAAAGCACAUUGCCACAUAGAUCUGAGGCAAGCACACAGUGCUCAACUCGAACAAGACCUUACUAUAGAAGCAAAGGGACCUCAACAGAUCCAGUUAUCAUGGUUGAUGCAUGUACACAGUAUGAAGAGCAAGAAAGUGCAUCUACACCAACAGUGUCAACACCAAAGAAAGGUUGUGCUACACUUGUAUUCGACGCUGAUCAGACACCCAUCAAAGAUGACUCUGACUACAAGCCUUCGGAGCUGUCGAUUGAUGAGGCAUUACAGGAAAAAGAGGAGGAGAUAUGUGAAGAAGAUAGUUGUUUGCUUCCAGACAAAGGCAAGAAGAACUUUUGCACAAAUGCCCCAGGAAAUAUGCACAAGACAAGAAGUAUUUCGUCUUUGAGGCCAAUUUGUUGGAGCUGUUCCAGUACUGCCCAAUUUGUGCUGGAUCAAGUUCUAGCGAGGUUGUUAACAACAUUGGCAGUUUAGUGCAGAUCAGGCAGAAAUGUGGAAACUGUAAAUACACAAGAGUAUGGAACAGCCAGCCAUUUCUCAAUCAACUUCCUGUUGGAAAUCUGAUCAUGUCGGCAUCAAUUUUGUUGUCAGGAAGUCUACCCUCCCAGACUCUAAGGGUGUUUGACAUCAUGAAAGUUUGCAGGAUUAGCCGCAAUACCUACCAUCGUCAUCAAUCAUCCUACAUCAUCCCAUAUAGUCAACGCCUGGCAAACAGAACAGACGAGUCUUGUGGAGAGACUCAAAGGCAUGGAAGGUGGCAUACAUCUGACAGGGGAUGGUCGUUGUGACAGCCCUGGCCACUCGGCCAAAUAUGGAGGCUACACGGUGAUCGAACAAAGGAUCAACAAAGUGCUGGAUACCCAACUAGUCCAGAGCAAUGAGGUAACCAGCAGCAAUGCUUGUGAGCUCGAGGGCUUGAAGAGGUGUCUGACACUCCUGACCGAGACGCAUGAGCUGGAUGUCGCAUCUAUGGUAACUGACCGGCACAAAUCUAUUGCAAAGUACCUGAGAGAAGAAACUCCACACAACCCCCACACAGCAGAGCUGAAACAUCACUUCGAUGCAUGGCAUAUAGCGAAAGGAUCUAAGCCAGGUGAGCUGCUGAAUGACAUCUUAACCAAUCCCCAUGUACUUAAGGACAUCAAGAAGAUCUCGAGUACAUACCAAACAUCAUCUCUGGAAGCAUUCCAUAGUUUAAUCAUUCGCUUUGCACCGAAGCAUACAGGAUUCAUGUGGCUCUGUCAGCUUGCUAGGUACUACUUGGCAGCACUACACUACAACGAAAACAGUGCAAGACUACAGGCUGUGACUCGAGAGGGCCAAGAGCGUUUCACAAUCAGUUUCCCAAAGUUCAAAAAGGGUCAACAUUCAGUACGCAAGGAAAAGACACCAGCAAAAUAUAAGUACACAACAAACAUUCUUGAAGAUCUUCUGCAAGCCUAUUCUGACUCGCCACAGAACUUGAGAGAGUCCAUCCAAGAAGUCCGUAACCAAGAACCACAACCUUUGGCCUCAGAGAUGGACCACCCCGAUAAAGAUGAGGCAGUGCGUAGGCACAGGUGUCGGUUCAUUAACCAGUAACAGUGUUUACUAGACUAUCUUUAAUCUUUGCUUUGAAAUAAGAUUCCUGCUUUCUUUUGUGGUGUGGUUCUUAUCUUGUGUAAACAGCUCCUUUUAAUUUCGUACAAAAACUUUUCUUGUAUCUAUGGGUGAUACUUCAUAAUAGUGUACUUCAAAUAAAAUUGACAAUAUCUCUAUGCUUAUAUACUGUAUUAACAUAAUACCUGGCAGACUGUCAAACUGGUUAUUGAAUCCUCUGGUGAUCAGCCAUCAAUAUUAUACAUUUUUCUUUUGUGGUGAUUGUUUCUACUCACUCAUAUCACUGAUAUUAUUGCCUAAUACAUUACAUUCUGCUGUUUAUGUCUGUGCUUGUUGGUGGGGUGUCGGGACCUACAUUUCGUGCAAUGCACUUCUACUGAACCAGUAGGCACAGUGUUCCAACAUCCAGGUUCUACUUUCUUCUGGUUGAUCAGAUUAGCAUUAAAGAUAUUACUAUCAUUAGUAGAGAAGCUGAAUUAAAGCCCUAAGAA
Molecule: messenger RNA, 2719 nt
Organism: Notothenia coriiceps (black rockcod)
Lineage: Eukaryota; Metazoa; Chordata; Actinopteri; Perciformes; Nototheniidae
Exons: 7
Coding region: 1377-2210 (277 amino acids)
Source: RefSeq, a predicted model, not a curated record